This is a messenger RNA of Alternaria rosae, 909 nucleotides long. RefSeq lists its product as uncharacterized. Bases 1 to 909 code for a protein of 302 amino acids. The transcript has 3 exons. The record is from RefSeq and is a predicted model, not a curated record. NCBI's taxonomy places the organism in Eukaryota, Fungi, Ascomycota, Dothideomycetes, Pleosporales, Pleosporaceae.
AUGACCUUCAAGCGCCUCUUCGACAACGAUGUCUGCAAACGAUACACCUCAGAAGCUAUCCAUCGUUUUGCUCUAGCUUUCCAGGCUCAAUUCCCUAGCAAGUCGCAUAUCACUAUUGCGGAACUUGCGAAGUACUGCGGUCAGUGUCGUGGAAGGCCGGACAUUGCUGUCAGAGAGUUUUCUGACUGGUUACAGCGUGGCGCGGAGAAGUUCUCAUGUCCUGUUGACUACGCUAACCUGGUAGAUACGGAGGGUGUCUAUAACGUCCCCGAGCCCUUCGAUGAGGGGCUUUUACAGGUCAGCGCACAUUAUCUUAUUGAUCCUAUUGCGGCCGUAGCAUCAGGUAUCGAUGUAGCUGACGAGGUACAAGGAGAUGACCGAAAGUCAGGAUUCUGGAACCCUUUCAAAGCCAUCAAUACUUUGCUUUUAGACACUGGGGACUACACUGACAUUGUCCGAUUAAUACCAGAGGUACGGCACGCCGACACUGAAACAUGUCAUAUCGGAGAGCCCUUCCCAGACCCCCUCGCGUUCAGUUUAACAUUCGACCCUCUAGAUCCAUCGCCUAACGGUCGGCACGCGCAAAUCUCCGAAGGCUGCAUCGGCCCUGGUCUCGCGACGCCACCACUGGGAUACUCGUCAGCACUUUACCCCUCACCAAUAUACGACUUGUUUCCAGAGUACGAAGACAGCGAAUUUUCGUCAAACGAGUCGGCCUGGGGUGAAGCGCACCAUAAUCAGGCUAGUCCCGUUCGUUCGGUGGCCUCAGUCAAGUUCUCGGAGCCAGGGAAAUUGGCGCUAGCAUCGCCUCGCCCUAUCGCUACAGACUCGGUUGCGUCUGAACACGAGCGCUAUGAUUCUGCUGUCGAAGACUCUGAUUGUGAGACAUUCGACACUGCUGAAGAGUAG